Salvia miltiorrhiza (redroot sage) is the source of this 647-nucleotide messenger RNA. Its product is annotated as dirigent protein 22-like. The record is from RefSeq and is a predicted model, not a curated record. NCBI's taxonomy places the organism in Eukaryota, Viridiplantae, Streptophyta, Magnoliopsida, Lamiales, Lamiaceae. The transcript has a single exon. Bases 21 to 548 code for a protein of 175 amino acids.
UAAGCUUCAAUUUAAAGGUUAUGGCAUCCAAUAAACUCACAUUAGCUUUACUCCUCUUUCUCGCCAUCUUCACAUAUGCAAAGGCAAAGCGAGGCCAUCUCAAGGAGACCAAAAUGUCGGUCUACUAUCAAGACUACUCCGGCGAUCGGAACACGACCGUGAUCGAGAUCCCGGGCCCGUCGACGGGACCUCUGAACUUCUCCAAGUUCGGAGCCAUGUUCGUCACGGACGACCCAAUCACCGAAGAAAUUGGAGAAGGCUCGGCCCUAAUCGCAAGGGGCCGAGGCUUGGCCGUGACGACGGCCCUCGACGGGUCCAACGCACACUUGCUGCUGUCGGUUGUGUUUAUCGACGGCGACUACAAAGGUAGCACACUCGAACUGCAAGGUUCCGACCCGCAGUUCGAGCAGGUGAGGGAGGUGGCGGUGGUGGGCGGCACCGGGAAAUUCCGGCUAGCCCGCGGCUACGCCACUUUCGAGACUCUUUCUUAUGAUCCGGUGCGAGGUCAUGCAGUCAUACAGUCUAAUAUGACUCUGCUACAUUACUAGAUUCUUAUUUUCUCACCAAGAAUUAAUUCAAUUCUCCUUCGAGUUCAACUUGGUUGUUAUUGAAUUAUAUGCAAAUUAUAUAGUUGAUUACUUCCUCCG